Messenger RNA from Dichotomopilus funicola, 1536 nucleotides. RefSeq lists its product as uncharacterized. Lineage: Eukaryota; Fungi; Ascomycota; Sordariomycetes; Sordariales; Chaetomiaceae. The transcript has 5 exons. The record is from RefSeq and is a predicted model, not a curated record. Gene Ontology annotation, cellular component: nucleus. Gene Ontology annotation, molecular function: RNA binding. Bases 1 to 1536 code for a protein of 511 amino acids.
AUGCAAUCAAGCCGCCCAUCCGCCGGGCCCAUCCCCCGCAAGCGGCGCAGUGUCGAGGAGGAAGCAGGCAUUUCCGAUCCCAGAUUUGACACGACUACCACCAUCGUGGCCGAGCCGAUCAACUCUGUCGCGAGUAAUAAAGUUGCGGCUAGCCCCAUCGAUACCAACGACGACGAAUCACACCCAUCUCGCCAGCGCUCUCCACCGCCGCAGUAUCCCGCCUCCGAGGCCUCAGGCCCGUCUUCGUCCGCUUUCCGGCCGCCACCUUCGUUUUCGUCGCUCUUUCCAGCUACCACCAACACCGAUACCCAGGACCGCGAGUCAUCCGAGUCCGUUCUCGAGCCGUGCGAACCAUACAAAGCCGCCGUUGAAGACACAACCUCUCCAGGGGUAACAACAGAAACAGCCGCCGCGUCUUCUUCCGCCUCACCAUCCUCCUCAUCCUCCCCUUUCGCGGCCCCAGCCUACGCGCCCGUCGCCGAAAACGCCGCCGAGUCAUCGAAUAGCGCGUCCGCUGCUCUUCGAUUCCAGUACGAAACUAAACGCGCGCUUCCGCAGGAUAGCAAGGGUGGUAGCAGUAGCGCGAAGGACGAGGAUUCAGAACCGCCACCGGCAUAUUCCGAGGGAUCUAGUCCCCUCGAUUCCUUUUCAUACCUCAUGGCUGCCGCAGGAGGAGCUGCGAGUAUUAUUACUCAGGUUCAGCAGGGUGGGCCAUCGCUCAACCCGCUGGGGGAUGUACCCGGGGAUGAAACGAUUGUGAUGGACUUGCGGGGCACUCGCUUCAAGCUGUCUAGAGACGAGCUGCUGACGCUCCCCGAGUUUGUCCUACUGUCGCUUUUCCCUAAUGGGCUGUUCCCCGAAGGGCAUAUGGGCGGGUUCACGGAAGGCGAUGCGGUCCAGGUUGACUACGACCCAGCAUCGCUCCAGUACAUGCUUGACUUCUUCCGCAACGUGGCCCAGAGCAUCCCGGCCGAGCCCAACGGCGACGGCACCGACGGUGUGGUGCCGCUGGACCCCACUGCGCGGGACGAGAGCAGUCGCCGCGCUGGCAUUAUCGUGCUCCGUGAGGACCUCGACUUUUACGCCAUCCCGCCUAAGCAGGAUAUUGACCAGCCCGAGAUGAUCGAGGUCAAGCGGGCGGCCGCGCGCGCGCUGCUCAAGCAGGACGGCAUCUUUAGUGGGCUGAAGAAGAGUGAUGAGCCGGGUACGACCGAGGCACAUCUCAUUGAGAUGCUCACUGCUGGUGGCUUCAACCACGACGAUCGAUGGGGCCACCGCGCGGGCGAGCCCAACAAGGCCGUGAUCUGCUCGCUAGCCCUCGCCCGCCUGCGCUCCGACAUCCGCGGUAACGACAUGGGAAGCAGUGCUGUGGGUAUGGCCCAAAAGCUGCUGCUGUUCUGGCGCAAACCGGCCCGUCGCUGCUGGUGGGAGGGCGUGGAGCUCGAGGGUGUGGAGGGCUUGCCUGCGGGUACCAAGCUGAAGGUUUGGAUCCGGCGGGUGUGGACGCUCGAGAUGAGCGUUAUUGGGUUGCGUUGA